This is a messenger RNA of Prosopis cineraria, 1622 nucleotides long. RefSeq names its product sulfite exporter TauE/SafE family protein 2-like. Lineage: Eukaryota; Viridiplantae; Streptophyta; Magnoliopsida; Fabales; Fabaceae. Gene Ontology annotation, biological process: protein ubiquitination. The record is from RefSeq and is a predicted model, not a curated record. The transcript has 4 exons. Gene Ontology annotation, cellular component: Cul4A-RING E3 ubiquitin ligase complex; membrane. Bases 80 to 1474 code for a protein of 464 amino acids.
ACGGAGACACGUGUGGCAUAUUCUCAUCUCUAUUUAUCGCCCUCACCAAAAAUCUCUGAAAUCUCGAUACAUUAAUAAAAUGAGUAGCCUCAGCUUCACAAGUUUAAACCUCAGCUUCAUCAUCAUCACCUUCGCCAUCUUCUUCUUCAGUCCUUCUAAUGCAAGUCAAACCCCUCAACCUCAAGUUUCAGAUAAUAUUCUCAGAAUCCGCCAUUUUUUCCUUCACAAGGUUUCUGAACUGAAAGACCAAGCUCAAAAAUUCCAAGAAACCCAGUUCUACCCAUCAAGCCAUUUAGUUGUAGCUGCAAUUCUCUGCUUCAUAGCUUCCUCCAUCUCCAGUGCUGGUGGCAUAGGAGGAGGUGGAAUUUUCAUACCCAUUCUCACCAUUAUCGCUGGCGUAGACCUCAAAACAGCUUCGAGCCUGUCGGCUUUCAUGGUCACAGGAGGUUCUGUUGCAAACGUUGUCUGCAAUAUGUGUACUAAGAGUCCUAAGUUUGGCGGGAAGACGCUGAUUGACUAUGACAUAGCUCUUUUAUCAGAGCCUUGUAUGCUGCUAGGAGUGAGUGUUGGGGUUAUCUGCAACCUCGUAUUCCCCGAGUGGCUGAUCACUAUUCUGUUUGCUGUUUUUCUGGCUUGGUCUACGGCCAAGACCUGUGGAAGUGGGGUUAUGUUUUGGAAGACUGAAUCAGAAGAGAUUACGAGGAAGGUUAAUGUUGGGUUCGGGGAAGUUGGUGAGAAAGGGGUUGUGGGAGAGUCUCUUUUGGGUCAUCAUGAAGAGAAUUAUGACAGAUUGACACUUCCUUGGCUCAAACUUGGGGUCCUUCUUUUAAUCUGGUUUUCUUUCUUCUUCCUCUAUCUUCUUCGUGGCAACAAGUAUGGACAGAGUGUAAUUCCAAUGGAGCCAUGUGGCGUGGGGUAUUGGAUUCUCUCAUCAGUUCAAAUACCACUUGCUGUAAUUUUCACUUACUGGAUUGUAUCCAGAAAAGAGACACUUCAAGAUCAGCCUAUAAUAAGUCAGGACCAGGAUUUGACUGGAAAUGGACCCUCAAAUAAGCUUAUCUUCCCAUUAAUGGCACUGUUAGCAGGUCUUCUGGGUGGCGUCUUUGGAAUUGGAGGUGGAAUGCUGAUAAGCCCCCUUCUUCUUCAAGUUGGAAUAGCACCUGAGGUGACAGCAGCAACUUGUUCUUUCAUGGUUUUCUUCUCUUCUACAAUGUCAGCAUCACAGUACCUGUUGCUGGGCAUGGAAUAUACAGAGACAGCACUAGUAUUAGCAAUUAUAUGUUUUGUGGCAUCAAUGCUUGGGUUAUUGGUUGUGCAGAGAGCAGUUCACAAGUAUGGAAGGGCAUCCUUGAUAGUUUUCUCAGUUGGCAUAGUUAUGGCUUUAAGCAUUGUUCUGAUGACAAGCUUUGGAGCCAUUGAUGUUUGGAGGGACUAUACAUCUGGAAAAUACAUGGGCUUCAAGCUUCCCUGUUAAGAGUUCAAGACAAUUAUGUUUUCUUACAGUUUUGUGAUAGCCUGCUAGAAUUUCUACUCAGUAGUACUAUAACUUGUGCAGAUAUUUAUCAGCUCACACUAAGAUUAUGAAAUUUCCCAGAGCAGGGCAAAGCUUUAGGCUUCUCAAU